AUGUUUAAAAAAGGCAAAUUCCAAUUUCAACGAAGCGAGCCCAUUGAACCACCCAGAAAAGGACUAAGAAACUCGCCAUAUGCGUGCAUCGUCUUUGCCGUCGCACUACCUACCCUGUACACAAACUCGGAAAUGUUGGCCAAGCAAAGGCAAGAUCGGGAGCUCCGCUUGACCCAUUCAUUCUCGCUCGCUCUCUCACGGCUCGGCUCAAAUACGCAUACCGGAUCCCGCGUUUCACCAUAUUUUCCCACCGUCACAAUGGCCGUCGCCUCUGCUCUUCUCAUCAUCGUCAUCACGAUCCUCUUCCCUCCCGCGGGAGCCUGGGCCGUCUCAGGAUGUGGCAUGGACCUGUUCAUCAACAUCUGCCUGACCAUUCUCGGAUACAUCCCGGGCCACCUGCACGCCUUUUACCUCGAGUACAUCUACUUUGACCGCCGAGAGCAGGCGCACGAGGGCCGCUACCCCGCCAGGCCAGCACCGGGUGUAUACUCGGACAAUGUGCAGACUGGCGGCCAGGGAUACGGCACUAUUGUGCACCAGACGCAAGCGCUCCAACGCCAUGAGGCGCGCUUGCCAAAAAACUUUAUUUUUUUUCAACAAAAAGAGAGAGGGAAGUGGUUGCCCUUACUGUCUUCGAACAUCAAGCUUGCAAUGGCGUUUUCACUUCUGGAUAUGGAGAUGUCCAGUUUCCGAGGUUGGAUCUUUGGCAUGGCAAUAGUCGACUGUCUUACGAAUAUAUGCGUACGCGCGGGUCGAUACUAUGGACGAGUCAAAACCAACGACAGACAGCCAGAUGAAACGAUGAAACAACUUUUCACUGCGUUUUUGAUUCUCUCUUCUGCCGCGGCUUCACUGGGCGCCCUGGCCAGCUUCGCAUGUAGUCUUGAACUUGGCAGUUUCAUCUUUAUCUCUCUGAAUACUCUUGGCUCCAUCGAUCUGAACCAGCCGCCGAUUCUUACGCGUCGGGUUCAGAGAAGCAGCGUUUGA
Molecule: messenger RNA, 987 nt
Organism: Akanthomyces muscarius
Lineage: Eukaryota; Fungi; Ascomycota; Sordariomycetes; Hypocreales; Cordycipitaceae
Exons: 10
Coding region: 1-987 (328 amino acids)
Cellular component (GO): membrane
Source: RefSeq, a predicted model, not a curated record